Messenger RNA from Thyridium curvatum, 882 nucleotides. RefSeq lists its product as uncharacterized. The transcript has 3 exons. Gene Ontology annotation, cellular component: mitochondrial inner membrane. Lineage: Eukaryota; Fungi; Ascomycota; Sordariomycetes; Thyridiales; Thyridiaceae. Gene Ontology annotation, molecular function: copper chaperone activity; copper ion binding. The record is from RefSeq and is a predicted model, not a curated record. Bases 1 to 882 code for a protein of 293 amino acids. Gene Ontology annotation, biological process: intracellular copper ion homeostasis; mitochondrial respiratory chain complex IV assembly.
AUGAACAGCCGUUCGGUCGCCCCGGCGGCGAGGUCGCUCCUCAGCUGCUGCCGGAACCUGUCGACGCAGCCCGGCCGCCGACUCCUGUCCUCCGCCACGGCGCGGGCGUCGCAGACCGCAGCCAAGCGCCCCGCUGCUGCCCAGCAGCUGCCGCCGUCCACGAGAUGCCUCCCCUCCGCCAGCAGCCAGAGGAGGACGUACAAGACGGUCGAGGAGGCCAAGAGCAGAUACAAGUCAGGACCCUUCUCCUGGCGCGCCGGCAUCCUCUUCGUCCUGACGGGCGCGGGCCUGCUCUGGUACUUCGAGUACGAGAAGGAGCGCAUGCAGCGCAAGCGCAUGGCCGACGCGGCCAAGGGCGUCGGCAGACCAAAAGUCGGCGGGCCCUUUGCGCUGGUCGACCAGAACGGCAAGACGGUGACGCACGAGGACCUGCGGGGGCGGUACUCUCUGGUCUACUUCGGCUUCACCCACUGCCCGGACAUCUGCCCGGAGGAGCUCGACAAGAUGGCCCGCAUGUACGACGCCGUCGAGAAGGAGGCGCCGGGCGCCCUGCUCCCCGUCUUCGUCACCUGCGACCCGGCCCGCGACACGCCCGAGAUCCUGAAGGAGUACCUCGCCGAGUUCCACCCCGGCUUCGUGGGGCUGACGGGCACCUACGACCAGAUCAAGGCCAUGUGCAAGGCCUACCGCGUCUACUUUAGCACCCCGUCCGAGGUGAAGCCGGGCCAGGACUACCUCGUCGACCACAGCAUCUACUUCUACCUCAUGGACCCCGAGGGCGACUUCGUCGAGGCCCUCGGCCGCCAGCACUCGCCCGACCAGGCGGCCAAGGUCAUCGUCGACCACAUCAAGGACUACAAGGGCACGUUGAAGGCGGCGUAG